AUUCAGAUUACGUUCAGGAACAAUUGUGAUGGUUCUAGAAACUGAUGACAUAGUUCCUGUAUAUAAAUCAUCAAUUUAUGCUCUUGAAGAACUCUAUUGUGUAAGACUUCCCAAUUAGGAAGUCAAAGGAAGCAUAACAUGUGAUCAAAAUUAUUUCUCAUUUUUCAGUCCAACUGUUCAAAACGAAUAAAAAUGUACUGGUCAUGACGUAUCUUUACUUUGGUUCAAGAUAAUAUCGAUUGAUUAAUCCAUCAUCAUAAUGUAUACUCCAUACGGUAAUGUUGCUGCUCAAGGCCAGCCCAAUCAAUUCAUAGGUGGUCAACAAAACUUACAACAUCCUCAACCUCAGCAUCCAUCCUUCCAACAACAACAAUUUAAUGUGCCACCACAAGCUCAUCAACAACAACAUCCACAAUCACAACAACAAGUUCCAGGUGGAGGUGCUUCUACUUCAUAUACUUCAUUCUUGAAUGAUCCAGCAGCUGCCUUAGCAGGUCAAUUUGCUAGAAAUGGAUUCGAACAGUCAAAUCAAUAUAUUCAACAAAAUUUCGGUUCAUUUAUCCCUACUGGUACCACUGAUUUAAAAUAUUAUUUCCAAGUUAGUAAUUCAUAUGUAUUAAAGAAAAUCUUUUUAAUAUUAUUUCCUUAUCGAAAUAAGAAUUGGAAUCGUUUAAGUUUACAAGAUGUUACGGGAGAAUCAUCAUCUUCAUCACCAUCUAAUUCUCAACAAUUUGCACCUCCAAAUUUAGAUGUUAAUGCCCCUGAUUUAUAUAUUCCCACCAUGUCAUUUGUAACUUAUAUCUUAUUAUGGGCCGCCUUCCAAGGAUUGAAAGGAGAUUUCCAUCCUCAAUUAUUUGGUUAUUUAUCAUCUCAAACCCUUGCAUUCACUGUCCUUGAUAUUACUAUCUUUAAAGUAGGAUUAUAUUUAUUAAAUUGUUCAAGUCAAAUCUCAUUAUGGGAUUUAGUGGGAUUCUCAAGUUAUAAAUAUGUAACUAUCAUUGUGUUAUUAUGUUGGAAGAAUCUUGUCAGUGAUUAUUGGCUUUAUUAUUAUCCUGUUCUUUUUGGAUUUAUUGUUAGUUUGGCUCUUUUCCUUUUAAGAUCAUUAAGAUUUUCUGUAUUACCAAGUUUAUCAGUAGGAACUACAACUAUCACAUCUAAACAAAGAAGAAUCAGAAUCCAAUUCUUAUUUGUCUAUGCUGUAGUAGUCCAAGGUUUAAUUGUCUUAUUCAUGAGUUACUAGUUACUAGAAUAUAUAUAGAGAUAAUAGUAGUAAAGUAAUACCCUAAUUAAUUAAUAAAUGAUG
Molecule: messenger RNA, 1303 nt
Organism: Scheffersomyces coipomensis
Lineage: Eukaryota; Fungi; Ascomycota; Pichiomycetes; Serinales; Debaryomycetaceae
Product: protein transporter YIF1
Exons: 1
Coding region: 260-1240 (326 amino acids)
Biological process (GO): endoplasmic reticulum to Golgi vesicle-mediated transport
Cellular component (GO): Golgi membrane; endoplasmic reticulum-Golgi intermediate compartment; endoplasmic reticulum membrane
Source: RefSeq, a predicted model, not a curated record